AGCGAGCGGCCUCCCCUCAGGAGCUCGUCCGGCCCGCUCCCUCCGCCGCCGCCGCCGCCGCGCCCUCCUGCUCGGUUAUGAGGCGCGCCCGCCGGCACUGGAGCGCAGCUGGGUCUGUGCGGCGCGGCCGCCGCUGAGGCUUCGCCGCCUCCGCUUGGGCGGGGACCGCCUUCCCAGCCCUCGCCGCUGCCGUCGCCGCCGCUGUCGCCGCCAGGAUGGGCCGGGAGCCGCAGCCGGGCCGCCGCUGAGCGCCAGACGCGGAGGGAGCCGAGAGCGGCAGCGGGAGGAGGACGACGAGGACGAGGAGGAGGAGGAGGAGAAGGGCCGGCGCCAUGGCGGAGCAGACCUACUCCUGGGCUUACUCCCUUGUGGACUCCAGUCAAGUAUCCACGUUCCUAAUUUCUAUUCUUCUCAUUGUUUACGGCAGCUUCAGGUCCCUGAACAUGGACUUUGAGAACCAAGACAAGGAAAAGGACAGCAGCAACUCGGCUGGACCCUUCAAUGGCGGUAGCACCAAUAACAGUAUCCAGACCAUUGAUUCGACACAGGCGCUUUUCCUGCCCAUUGGGGCAUCCGUGUCUCUCCUGGUUAUGUUCUUCUUCUUUGACUCGGUUCAGGUGGUUUUUACAAUAUGCACAGCAGUCCUUGCAACAAUAGCCUUUGCUUUCCUCCUGCUCCCAAUGUGCCAGUAUUUAACACGACCUUGUUCACCUCAAAACAAGAUUUCCUUUGGAUGCUGUGGGCGUUUCACUGCUGCAGAGCUGCUCUCUUUCUCGCUCUCCGUGAUGCUCGUCCUGAUCUGGGUCUUAACUGGGCACUGGCUUCUCAUGGAUGCUCUGGCCAUGGGCCUCUGCGUGGCAAUGAUCGCCUUCGUCCGUCUGCCAAGCCUUAAGGUCUCCUGUCUGCUGCUAUCGGGGCUAUUAAUUUAUGAUGUCUUUUGGGUCUUCUUCUCUGCCUACAUCUUCAACAGCAACGUCAUGGUGAAAGUGGCCACCCAGCCAGCAGACAACCCCCUGGAUGUUUUAUCCCGGAAGCUCCACCUGGGGCCCAGCGUCGGCCGAGACGUCCCCCGCUUGUCCCUGCCUGGCAAACUUGUCUUUCCAAGUUCUACCGGCAGCCAUUUUUCCAUGCUGGGGAUCGGAGAUAUUGUGAUGCCAGGCCUCCUGCUUUGCUUCGUGCUGCGUUACGACAACUACAAAAAACAAGCGAACGGAGAUUCCUGUGGCACAGCAGGACCCGGGAACAUUUCUGGCCGGAUGCAAAAGGUCUCCUAUUUCCACUGCACUCUCAUCGGCUACUUUGUAGGGCUCUUGACAGCAACCGUGGCGUCUCGCAUCCACCGGGCAGCCCAGCCGGCUCUGCUGUACCUGGUGCCCUUUACCUUGCUCCCCCUCCUCACUAUGGCCUACUUAAAGGGCGAUCUGCGCCGCAUGUGGUCGGAGCCGUUCCAUUCGAAGUCCAGCAGCUCACGGUUCUUGGAGGUAUGAUGGAGCAGACGAACAGCGGCCAAACCUCUGCCCGGUCGGUUUUUUCACUCACAGCUUGCUUGCUGGUGCCUGAGGCUGGGCUGGUACUUAGGAGCAUCGCCAGUUUGUGGAACUUGUACAGAUGGACUUGCUGUAUUUCCAGGAGGAGGAGGAGGAGGAGGAGGAGGAGGAGCUGCCUCCCUUCCUCCUUGUGACUGGAGACCCCUUGCCGGGCUCCCUUCUCCUCCCGGCCCCCCCCUCCUGUUUACAACUCAGUGCCAGACCAUCCGCUGUUCUUGAGGGGGGGGGAAGAGGAGGAAGCUUGGGACAGCAACACCCCCCCCCACCCCCACCCCCGCUGAGUCAUUGUGGAACUUGUGAACACUACAAGGAAAAAUGGCCACAGCACUUGGGAGUUUCCUGGAAAACCCCACCAGUACUUUGGACCCUGUUUUUCUGUUGGACUCCAGUUUCGGAAAGAACUGAAUUUCUUCUCUCACCGUACUCUUCCUCCCCGCGCCUUCCAUUGAUUUUCUCCUGUGGUGUGAGGUGACCUAUGACACCCUCAGACAUCGAUUGACUCCUUGCAGUUAUUACACCAGAUUAAAAACUUAGUUGUAUCAAGUUCCAUUUCCACCCUGAUCUCAUAAUGCAGUGAAUAAGAGCACCCCCCACCGAGACACACACACACACACACUCCAACACUCCUCCUCCUUUUAUACAUCCCUACAGGCAUAUGCGCAUAUAGCAUUGUAUGUGUGUGUGAACCGACACAAAACACAGACCCCCCACCCCACCCCACCCCGCAAGGGUAAACUCUGCUGGGAUCAUGCUUUGUAGCUGAGAGGGGCUUGCUGUAAUUUUGAGCAUGUAGAGCAGUUGACAAUGGCUUUCUUGUAUAUGGAUCUGCAAACAGCCCCAUGCCGCUCCCUGUUCCUUCCCUCGAGCGACGCUUCCAGCUUCCUCUUCUUUUAAAGGCGGUGUAUGUUGUACUGGAUUUUAGGGGAUUUUCUUUUUGGUUUGCAAUCAAUGUAGCAAACUUAGGGGAGGAAGAAAGACCGAGCCGUUUCCUUCCUGCCCCGUUUUUUGUUUGUGAGUUUGUUUUUUUACAACUUGUCCAUUACAGUUUUUAGUAGCUCUCUUCUUGACUUAAUGCAUGUAUUAUAGCAGCUGUUGUCUCCGUGUGUUCUGAUCAUAGUAAUGUAUGACUUGUAAAUACAUUUUUUUCUAUUUUCUA
Messenger RNA from Pseudonaja textilis, 2703 nucleotides. RefSeq names its product signal peptide peptidase like 3 (gene SPPL3). Gene Ontology annotation, cellular component: lumenal side of endoplasmic reticulum membrane; Golgi-associated vesicle membrane; cytoplasmic side of endoplasmic reticulum membrane. The record is from RefSeq and is a predicted model, not a curated record. NCBI's taxonomy places the organism in Eukaryota, Metazoa, Chordata, Lepidosauria, Squamata, Elapidae. Gene Ontology annotation, biological process: membrane protein proteolysis. Gene Ontology annotation, molecular function: aspartic endopeptidase activity, intramembrane cleaving.